AUGGAAAAUAGGAAGAGAACUAAGCUGGAAGACACAGAAUAUAAAGGGGUCUCUUUGGGGUGCUUGUCCCUGAAACAAAGUGAGGAGAUAGAUGGGAAAAUUGAGAAAAUAAGAUCACAAAUGGAAGAAAACAUGAUACAAUGGCAAAAUGAGAUGGUUGCAGAAAGAAGGAAAUGGCAAAAAGAGAGUGAAAUCAUGUUCAGUAAAAUAAAAAAUUUGGAGGAAGACAAAGUCAGAAACAAUGCACUAUGGGCAAAAAGUGAGAAAAGAAUCAAGGAGUUGGAAACUAUGCAGGUGGAAUUGCAGGAGUUAAGUAGGAAACAUCAAGAAGAAAUCCAGAGGCUAGCACAAGAGGCUGCCAACAGAGAGGAAUAUGAAAUGGAGUUAGCCAAUAUAGACCUUGAAGACUAUGAGAAAGAAAACCAGCAGAAAAAGGAGGGGACUGAUUCUGGGAAAUAUAAUGAGCCUACUGAUUACAAUGCUAGCCAAGAGUCAAUUGGGACCUUGGGGGAGAAAAUGGCUGAGUUACAUGGGAGUGAGGUCUUGGACAAGGAUGGGGAAGAAAGAGAAGUGGAGAUCAAGAGAAGUCUCAGGAACAAGGGAAAGGAAGACCAGAAAAUUGAAGAAAUGGCAAAAAUCAGAGCUGAGGAAAGAGAUAACUAUGGUAAGAAUUCUGAUUUGGUACCUACUGAUGCUUCUUUAUUGCAUAUUAGUUCUUUGGUGGGAAUUGAUUUGGGUUGCUCAAUAGAGAUGAUUGACAAAAACCUUGAGAUUAUAAAUAAGAUGGAGAUAGCAAGAAGAGAGCUAUACCUUCAAAAUAUAAAAAAAAGAGAAGAGUGA
Aegilops tauschii subsp. strangulata is the source of this 840-nucleotide messenger RNA. The record is from RefSeq and is a predicted model, not a curated record. Lineage: Eukaryota; Viridiplantae; Streptophyta; Magnoliopsida; Poales; Poaceae.